Messenger RNA from Lichtheimia ornata, 426 nucleotides. RefSeq lists its product as uncharacterized. NCBI's taxonomy places the organism in Eukaryota, Fungi, Mucoromycota, Mucoromycetes, Mucorales, Lichtheimiaceae. The transcript has 4 exons. The record is from RefSeq and is a predicted model, not a curated record. Bases 1 to 426 code for a protein of 141 amino acids.
AUGCUUGACCACUUUAUCAGUUUGGUCCAUCAUGACAACAAUACCCACGCCCAAUCAUAUAGAACAAGGCUCUUUACAUCAACAUUAUCAUACGCCCUUUCUUUUUACUUGUAUGCAUAUCAACAUCAACGGUCUUUGCUCACUUCAUUGCUUUACGCUGUGUUCCUUGAUGAGCCCUUUGGGACGCGUGCUCUCAAGGAUGCCUUGGAGUCAAAUCGUGACAAGGAAGCUGCUGUCAAUCGCGCUCUGAAGAAGUUGGAACAACGUGAUAACAUUGAAUCAGCGUAUCAAGAGUAUGUACCAUUUUCGCCAGCUGGGCUAAAGAAGGCAAUGUUGGUCAUACCUGAUGUCUUUGCUGGGCGCGACACCGUCAUUUCUUCGGUUGAAGAGGCACCAUACCCCAAUCACAAUACCCAAUCAUCUUGA